Varroa destructor (honeybee mite) is the source of this 8106-nucleotide messenger RNA. Its product is annotated as solute carrier family 41 member 1-like. Gene Ontology annotation, molecular function: monoatomic cation transmembrane transporter activity. Lineage: Eukaryota; Metazoa; Arthropoda; Arachnida; Mesostigmata; Varroidae. Gene Ontology annotation, biological process: monoatomic cation transport. Gene Ontology annotation, cellular component: plasma membrane. The record is from RefSeq and is a predicted model, not a curated record.
AUAUGUGUGUGUGUGUGAAUGUGUGUCGCCGUGAGAGUCUGUGUGGGUGCGAGCAGUAGCGUUCUCUGACGGCGGUGGCAUCCGAGGUGGCGGGCAGUGGCGAGCAGCAGUAGGCCGAAUUAUUGAACAGGGGAACAUCGACGAUCCCAGACACGCAGAGCAGUCGAAAACGUAAGAGCGUUGUAUCCUACAGCGAAAAGGAACUAGUGCUUGCUGUUACGGCGGUGUUAUAUCGUGCGUGUGUCGCUACGUUCUGCGAAUAUUUCGGUAACGGUUGCAACUCUAGCGUGGGAGUUGACGACUGACUACUCGCAUUAAACGGAAAAGAAAAGGCUAACCUCGAUUUGGACGUCAUCGUUGCUAACUGUUUAGUGGCAGUCACAUCAGAAGCACCAACGUUGUAUUGGGCUUGGGAAGAACAGAUCAGGUUGAAGCAAACGCGGCUAAAUCAGUUAGUUUGGCAUCAACAGUAGCCGUGGCCGAAAGAGUUAGAGUCUACCUCACUUACCGUUUCUAAUCAAUUUCAGCUGUUGCGACAGCACUUCUGAGUGUCGAGACUGUCCAUGUGUGCCGGCUGCCGCCACGAAAAUCCGUGAGCCUUGCUCGCGAAGGACACCAAAGCUAGCAUCCAUUGAGGAUUAAUCGUCAGACAGGCUCUGUCGUUGAGGUAAGCGUCAUCAUAGGACAAAAGAAAGUGUCCUGAUUCUCAGAAUCUCAACCCUGCCGACGCGUGGUGUAGCAUUGCGGUGACCGAUAGUGCAAGUAGUGACGAACGCCGCGCCGGAGAGAAGCAUCGCGAGCGAUCCAAGAUUCAGUCGUGCUGUGGAAGCAAGUGUGGAGUUCAAUUUUAGGCCAAACAAAAAUGUAACGUGCUUAUUGCAGCUGACAAAGCUUGCGACGACGCUAUCGCCAAGCUCUUUUCGUGUCCGCUAGCGGUUGCUCUCCUCGAAGCUGUAGGUCAUCAGUGGCCGAGUGUUAUUAGUGGUAAAGUGUGCUAUGGUGGUAUAGUUCCAAUAGAAAAGCCUACUGCUAUUUAGGCCGUUAGGAUCUUCAAUUUAGAGAAAUCACUUAAUUUCAAAUUAAAGGAAAUCACUUAAGGCACGAGGCAAGACUACUCCUUGCUAACUUAACGAACGUCAGUUCGCUUUCGUAUUGAGGAAGUCGACUGGCUGUCUGUGUUGGAGACAGACAGCUCACUCGAAAAAUAGCGCGAGCGUCAUUUCAACGUCAACUUGAAGUGUAGUCACCCAAGUGCGGUUUUAAGGCGAGACCUUUGUUCGGAGCCAUCGCGAAGUUUAAUGGCUGGCGAUUCGUGCGGUGACGACCGAGAGACUUUAGGGCUGUGCACGCUGGCCUCGGUCGUGUGCAGCGUGCGAGAAAGGCGCGACAGACGCCCCGGGGGUUCGAGCGGCUCCCGCUGCCGAGUUCGUCGCUGUCCCGUGAAAGAUCCACUCUGGCUUUGGGGCCCCCUAGCACCGUAGGCUAGACGCCCCAAAAACUAGGAACAAACUAGACAACAAACCAAGGAAAUUGGCAACGCGACGCGAAAGCAAAACCCAAGAAUCUGGACAAACGCUCCGAAAGACAUAAGAUCACGGACCACUUCUCUACAGCAGAUACACCCGAGUUAUAAUAACAGCAACAAAAAAAAAACACAACUGUAAUAAAAGAGACUGCAAUAAGAUCACUGUGGGUGCAGCUAACUGCGGGCUUGGCCUGUAUUUAUCAAGCAGUAUCAAACGUCACGCAGGAUCAUCAAUAGGACCAGAUGUGUGUUGCCGGGUGCGUACGGAACAGGCUUGAACAGGCGGUUCUAUCUAAUAAUUACUAGAGUAAAAGAAAAACAAUAAAGUGGAGUAAACAGUAGCCGAUAAUCAGUCUAUUGUCGUCAUCCGCUUUUUGCCGUUUCGUAAUCGUCCCCUAAGCACCUGCUUCUGCUUUCUCGUUGCCUAAUUGGUUGGUUGGAUAAUAAUUGCAUGCGGGUGCUCUAGUGCUCAGCGCUGCCCCCUAUCCAAAGGCCGAAUACGAAGAUCCAAGAGACAGAGACCUCCAUCUUGGAGCGCCAUCUCCUACAGCUAUUCUCAUUCUUUCCCAAUUCCGGUCGGUAGCGGCUGCAGCAGCGGCAGCAACUUCAACCCCAACCAACGUUUCUGAGUCCCUGUUCUUCGAACCCACGUGCGAAGCCACGAUUAGCGCGGGGGUAGCUAAGUGUGUAAAAGACAUAACUGCUACCAGCAAAUGGACACACGUCGAAUACUGUAGAAAUACGACCAACUUUUUUUUCUGUCUAACCUUCAGCAGAAAACGUGCCCCCGUGUCGCAUCAGUAGUGCAAGUGCCGAGUUCCGUCAGCGUCGACCGGACAGGACCACAAACGACGGUGACCCCAACAGUAGGUGGCGACCGUUGGCGGCAACAGUCACUUCGUGCGACGACAUUGGUCAUCGACUACAUAGCAAGACGCAACAGGAUUGGCAGCGAAGGUAGAAACUCUUCGCGAUUCUAAGCAAGUUCGGAACCCAGUUUUGUGCUACAGUUGACAGCGCGGCACGUGUUUCCAAGCGCGAAUCAACCCAGAAACAAAUCAACUUCUAAACUCUACGAAGUUCUUCGAGACAACGUAAAACUAAUUUAAGCAGGCGAGCUUCCAGGCUAACACUUCGACAUCGCGCUAGUUCAAACAGAGUUACCGGCACCGAUUUCAGCCGCCAGGAUAUCCGCAGAAGAACAUUGACACUCAUCAGUGUCGACCAGUUAUCACGUUCGAUCCGUUCAACACUUCGACGAAGGAUAUCCGUUGAUUAUAUUACCCAUAAUCUUGUCAGUGCCGUGACCAGUUGCCCUACUGAGUUUCGACCGGUGCUUACUAAUAUUCCCUGACGGUCGACGUGCCCCCGAUUGGAAAAAAAACCUAAAAUACCACGUAAAAUUCAACAAUAGCUUGAUAAACCCUGAAGUCAAGCAGGUGGCCUGGUCCCUUAACAAUGAGAGAUGAAAGUCAUGAAGCUUGUCGCACUCACAAACAGACGGGAUUUCGAAGUUAGUGCAACGUCUAACGGUAGCAUCAAGCAAAGUAAGCGGAACCAACAUUUGCGUUACGUAAAACACGACGGUUGCCAAUUCCGGUCAUAGCAAUACGUGAUAGCUUGUGAGUGAAGAUAAGUAGACUUGCUGGCCUGAAACAUCAGCUGCAUCACUACAGCGACAAAAUUGGACGUGUUGCUGUUGUUCUGCCCCGGGAACUUAGAACCGCUGGAUCGGUAACGGAUUUACCUAGCACCUAUUUCGAAUAUACUAUAUGCAAUCGGCAGAAAGGGUUCGUGAGACCGUAGAGGCUGGCCCUCUCCCGUACCUCCCGAGCUUCUAAUGCCUCUGUCAGCGUUAUCUUGUCCCAUAAACUUCUAUACGACGGACACACCGACGCAUCGACGAAAAUCUGCUUGCGUAAGCGUUCGGCAGGUUGCCGUCGUAGCUCAAUCGUCGUGCGCUGUUGCUAUCUGCAGCAAGUAACUGAUGCCAAAUCAGCGAAGCCAUCUUUCUAUUACUGUUCGUUUAGAGGAGUAAGUUUGCAUCCUGGCGUGUGUAUUGGACGCCGGUCAAACGACAUCUUGACGCGUGAACAAUAUCUAUGGCCCAUGGAUCUGGACCCGGGUUGAGGCCAGCAGAGUGUACUCUGCAGCCCCCCAUAGGAUUUUCGAAUUAACCGUAAUCGUACAUUAAUAGAAUUCCUAGAAGUAUCAGGUUAAACACAGAUGACAAAACAGGAGACGAAAGAAGAUAAGACGAUUCACUAAAAGCCUGACAGGGAGGGCAUAGUUAUCUUGAUAAGGCUAGCAAUUCAAAUAGCGUUAAUAAUAAUAAUGAUGAUAACAAUUAUAGGUUAUUUACAAGAAUUAUCAAUUCUAAUAGUAAUGAUAACUUUAAUAAUAACCAGAACGAACGCACGUGUAUGGUGAAGUGAGUUUAUACUAGGACAACAUUGCUGGUGGUCAUAGACGUCAAACAAGUGAUCAUAAUAAGGAUACCCUUCCAUAUACAAAGAAUAUACCGUUCUUCGGCUAGAAUUGACCCCCUCCAAUAAGCUCCAGACGAUCCAUUUGAAACUGGUUUUAAGCAAACGGUGACAACCACCUCAAUCAUACGCUGUAACAUCGACCAUCUCUGAGGACAUUACGACAUAUGGUAAUCUACAACACCGCGGCUGAAACAGCAUAUGCCUCAUCUAUUAUUUGUUAUUAAACAUUUUUAAUAGCUAAAUCUUUCAUUGACUUCCGUUUAUUUAAUUCUGAGUUGCCGUAAACGGACAAAGACUCGAAGAUCUUCAUUAAAGAAGUACAAGCUAAACGCUGCUUAGUUCCCAUUAUUAUACCAAACCUGACCAUCGACGCUAACGACACUAAUCCAUGGUAUGGUCACUGAAUCUUAAUUCUGCGACGUUCUGAAGCGAUCUCUAUUUAAUCAAGACAUUAAUCAUAAAUACAAGAAGAAGUAAGAACAGAAGAAAGAACAAUGUCUUCCCCAGAAGGCAGCCCGGAGAGGCAGCUCAUUGUGGGUCGGCCUCUGGUUCUUCAACCUCAUGGAGGCUCGGUCAAUCUGGCCUUCACACAAGAGGACGAUGUCUGUGAUGGGCCUGGUGGACGCCCGGCCCCUACCGGUACCGUUAGCUACGGAUUGUACUCACCAAUGUCUGAUGGCUUCCCUCAGUCACCGGAUGGAUCGAUUACCUCAGAACGGUCUCAGGCCCAGCUCCUUCGAAGCGCUGGGCCUGGUCGAGGUCGCGGGCCGCCGAACGCCAGCUUUUCUAUCAACGUUAAUUCGACGGUGAAGGACGAUGUUCUGGAAAAGAAUGCGUCGGUUGUCUCGCACGAUUCGCUUGACGGCGGCAACUCUAAUGACUUUGAGGAAGAACACAUCCGUAAAGUGUUCCUCCAGAUGAUUGGGCCAUUUAUCGCUGCCGGGUUUGGGACUGUGGCGGCAGGUCUGUUGCUCGACACGGUCGUCGGAUGGGAGAACUACAAAGCGAUCCCCGAACUGAUCGGUCUUGUACCAACCUUGCUCGGCCUUAAAGGUAAUCUCGAGAUGACACUCACGGCUCGACUCUGUACCGCAGCGAAUAUGGGCAAUAUGGACAAUUCGGUUGAGCGGUGGCGUCACGUAACUGGAAAUCUCGUCGUGACCCAGUUGCAGGCAAUCGCAGUCUCGUUUCUCGCCUCGAUCAUCAGCAUCGCGGUGUACGCCAUGACCCAAAACAAAUUUGAACUCAGCAACACGUUCGUGCUAUGCGCCAGUGCCCUUAUGACAGCGGCUGUUGCGAGUCUUUUGCUAGGUCUGCUCAUGUGCGCAAUCGUCAUUCUCAGCCGAAAAUUCCGUCUUAAUCCGGAUAACGUUUCAGCGCCUAUUGCUGCAUCGCUCGGUGAUAUCACAACACUGGCACUCCUUUCGUACAUUUCCUGGUUCCUUUAUUCGUACCGACAUCUACGCUGGCUAGCCCCGAUUAUCAUUUUCGUAUUUAUGGCUAUUGCCCCACUCUGGGCGUACAUUUCAUGCCGGAAUACGACCGUUCGAGCCGUGCUCAUCUCAGGUUGGACUCCUGUCUUAGGCGCAAUGAUUAUCUCGCAAGCUGCCGGCUACAUACUCGAGACGGUUAACAACUGCUACCGAACUAUGGCUAUCUACCAGCCAGUGAUCUCCGGCGUUGGUGGAAAUCUCGUUGUCGUGCAGACUUGCCGAAUGACGACGUUCCUCGGUCGACGUUCACAGCUCGGUUCACACCCGCCCGACGACAAUCGCUCGUGUGUUGACCCCUUAUCCACUCUUUUCGGUUCACACUAUCUGUCGCGAACGGCGUCCCUUCUACUCAUGCUUACUGUGCCCGGUCAUCUGCUAUUCAUCUACGUCAUCCAGUUGUUCACGAGCGACUCGGUCAUUACCCCAGUUUUUCUCGUGUUCUACCUUGGCGCCACCCUCGUUCAAGUCGGAUUUCUUCUUUACGUUGCCAGGUGCAUGGUGUAUUCCAUGUGGCGCCGCGCGAUCGACCCGGACAAUGCUGCGAUUCCCUUAUUGACAGCACUGGGCGAUCUGGCAGGCAUCGCGUUGCUGGCACUCGCUUUAAUAUUUUUACACGGGAUCGGCGACAAGAGUUCACCCUUGGAUGCCGAGUGUAUCAGCAACCAUACACAGGUUGCGCAUCUAAUAACGACAACGCCAAUGGCUAAAAUGGUAAGUCCCGUCUCCCUUCAAUAAAGCAACCCCAAACUAUUUUCCGUCUGAAGCUUUUAUCAUGGUUCUGUGACUAGCGGCAUAUUACAAUAGUGUACAAUGGCACAACAAUAUGUUUCGUAGGGGUAACAUUAAUGAACAGAUCGGCUGUCGAGCUUUGUUUGCUUCUGCAUAUAAUGUUAAACUUAUUGCUAAGUCUUUUGGUUUUUCGUUUAACACCGGCGUUAGCGUCAACGCAAUAGAUUAGUUUGUUCUGGAUGUCAUACACACACGUCCAAAUCCAGCGUCCAGUUUGAAGAGAGACAACGCUCAUAGACCGGCGGCGACGACGACCACAUCGACCAGCGUAUGCACCGACGAAGGGUACAAACAUGUCGAGCGGUUCGUACAUUUGCAACAUCAACAAUGUCCAACCUAUUAGUGCAACACGCAUAGUACGCAAUACUACCCGUAGAGGACCCGAAACAUCCCCAUGCAUAGUUUUCCUUGCUACGAUGUUUUUGCCUGCUCAAAGAAUGCUUCAAUAAGUUCGGCAAACAAAAACAGACCAAAAAAAAGUCUAAAAGAAGAAGAAAAAAACAGACACAGACACUACUGUUGACGGCUGCAUGCAAAGAGUACCCGAUAAGUUCUGCCGUAAAUCUAUCAUGAAGGCGAGACAGUCACAAACGAGGCAUUAGCUUAUUCCAGCUAUCGUGUCCUACUGCUACUAAUUCUAGAAUCUGAAUUUAACCUUUAAUUUUAGUCUUUAUGGUGAUGUGACGACAUGUCCCUAGUGGCAACGGGCAUGGUAAUGUAAUGUAAUUGGGUACAAGCAGGCAAUACGUCCUCCCAUAAACGCAAUAUGUGCGUAAUAUGCCCUCUUCGCUGCCUCGUGCUAAUAACAAAUUACGCUGUUUCACACAAACUCUCGAGACAGUUAUGCUGCAGAACUCGACAAAAAUAAGUUCAUUCUAAUCAGAAACGUAGAGUAAAAUAACAUCAGAGAAACUAGGCGCCAUGGUGAGCAAGAGGAGUCACCACUGCUCGUGUUGCAUAGGCACAAUACACAGAAUCCGAUCGACCAGGUUGGCUCUCAUGGCAAAUAUUUUGUACGCGAAGACGAAAUGGGACGUGCAUUCCCAGUAAAGCCAAAAGAAGAAAAAAAAACUGAACGUUUCUUGAACGAGUGCCAACUUCGUGAGGCAAUGGUAUGAAGCUCUAGCGUGGAGAAGGGAUCGAACAGUUUGGGUUUGUAGUUUUCCAGAGGCAGAAUGUGAUUUUUCGUGCCGAAUCAACUGUUAAAUUCUGCACACGUCAAAACGCAAACCGUUCAAUGACAGGUGAGGAAUGAAGAGACCGUGCGUCUUCAGUGACAUUUCUCAUCAGGAGGACUAUUCCUUUUCAUCUAGCGAACUGAUGGGCAGCAGCAGAGAACGUCUCACGUCUUUUACUCUGUUAUAGAAAUAUAUAUGUAUUCGUUAAAAAUGGCAAAAUUUCCUCGAGUCUAAACCCACUACCAUUGCUACUGAUAAAUUGAGAAUGAAGACAUUGAAUUAUUAUUAAUAGUAGCAGUAAAGUGCAAUUUUCCGUCUCGAUGGCAGCGAAUCGGUGCAGAGUAUUGCAAAAGCCGUGUUGUGUCGGCGGGUAUCUCCAGAGCAUUUAAAAUUUAGACAUGUAUUCUACUCUAAUAAUAAUAAUAAGAAGAAUAUGAAAAAUGAGCAAAAAAAUGUUAAUGAUAUUAAUUAUUUUUUAAUACUAUUAUUAUUAUUGUUGUUUGUUGACCGAACUGCGUCAACCCCCUUCCAAGCAGUUGCGCUCCCCUUCCCAUUGUUUGGACACAUGGAGAAACUGUAGAGUCACACAGAUUUCAAGAGAUCUAUAUAUAUAUAUAUAUAUAUAUAUAUAU